Plasmodium vinckei vinckei is the source of this 1656-nucleotide messenger RNA. Its product is annotated as PIR protein CIR protein. The transcript is spliced from 3 exons. The coding region runs from base 1 to 1656 and encodes 551 amino acids. The record is from RefSeq and is a predicted model, not a curated record. Lineage: Eukaryota; Apicomplexa; Aconoidasida; Haemosporida; Plasmodiidae.
AUGAACACAGAUGUGUGUAAAUUAUUUAUUAAAGUUGAUGAGCUUUUCAUCGAGGGGAAGGUCAAAGAAGAUGCAUUUAAUAAUAGCUCAUAUACAAAUUUUUGUGAUAAAGGAGCAUGCAGCACAAAUUAUGAUAGAAUUGGUGCCUUAUGCGAAUAUUUACUUACAGAAUUAUCAAAAUUUGAUAAAAAGGAAAAGGGCAGUAAUAAUGAUGCUAAUCAAAAUUAUGAAUACGUUUUUAUGUGGCUAGCAGCCAAAUUUCGUGAGAUAUCUCGUGACACUUCCUUCAGUAUAAGUGAUUAUUAUGAGGAUGCUAUAGUUCAAUCUGGAGGUAACUUUAAUUGCUGGGACAAAUUAGAUAGUAAAAAAUAUUUGAAGGGUAGUAAUAUUUCUGUUAUGUCUGCAUUUUAUUAUUUAUUUAUAAAUAUAUGUAAUGCACUGGUGGGAAAUGAAAUAUCCAAUUUCAGUCUAAAAAAAUUUAAGGAUUAUGAUUAUGAAUAUUAUAGAAAGUAUAAUUUAAUUAAUUCAGAUGCUUCUUAUUGUGGUACAUAUAUUCAAUUAUUGACUGAUUUAAAAAAAACAUAUGACGAAUAUAGAAACUUAGCUAUUGAGAAAAUCCCAAAAGAUUAUAAUAUACUUUCUUUAACUUGUUCCCCAUUAAUUAAUAAAGAUAAUCAUCCCGAUUUACAAUUAAACAGUCAUGGAUGUAUACAAUUGCAUGAAUUUUUGGGCCAAGUUCGCAAAAAACCUAAAUCAAACCCCCCAUCGAGUGAAUCAAAAUCACCACCAAAUGGCUCAGAAACUAAAAAGGAAAGCCAGCCAUCAAAUAUUGGUGAAGAAUUAAAUUUUGAGAAAAUUAAAGAUUAUUCUGUACAAAUUUUCGAUAAAUAUAGUCCACAAUUUAUUCAUACCGCUACUAGGAUUGAGAAUCACAUACGCGAUAUGGUAAGAUAUAAUUUUAUUAAUAUUGUUGGUAUAGGUUCCAAAUAUAUAAAAGCUAUAGAAAAUGUAAAAUUGCCAAAUUUUCAGAUUCUAGGACCAAAUAAUAAAGAAAAAGAAUCUGAAAAAUCAAAAAAAGAAAAAGUAGAACCUCCAACACCACCACAAACUACUGGGGAAACCACAGUAUGUUCGGAUAAUAUAUUAUCAAAAGUAUUGAAUGUCCCAGGAUGUAAUUUAAUUGGAUUAAAUAGAAAUAUAACAAGAUUGCUGUCAUUUAAAUUUGAAGGAAAUAAAGUAGCUAUUAUAGUUCUCACAGUUGUUUCAAUAACUAUUGUUUUAGCAAUUAUGUAUUGGUAUUUAUAUUAUGGAUGUGGAAAACCCAUGAAGAAGAAAAAAAUGGGAAACAAAAUUAUAAAUUUAGUUGAUGAAAAAGGAAGGGCAAAGAGAAUUAUAAGCCCAAUUGAUCGGAAAAGGGGUGUAAAAACAAAUAUGGAUUUAGAUUAUGAAGAAAAAAAAACAAUAGUUAUUAUAAAUCCAUAUGAUGAAAAAAAUAUAUCAAUACAAAGAAUAAAACCUCCCUCUCUCAAAAUAACAUUAUUAAAUACAUACAAACAUAUAUAUGUUAAUCCUUCUCCAUUUAUUAAUUUAUUUUUUUUGUUGAUUUUUUUUAUCUAUAAAAGAAAACGAGAUACCAUAAAUGAUAAAUUUAAUUAA